AUGAACAUUUUCAGAUUUCUAGGCGACUUGUCCCACUUGGCAAGCAUCUUCAUACUAUUAUACGCAAUCGAAACCAACAGAUCCAUAAAUGGGCUUUCGCUCAAGACGCAAGCGCUAUACGUGUUGGUGUUCUUGACGCGAUACUUGAACUUGUUCACCAAGUUUUACUCGGUAUACAACAGCUUGCUCAAGAUUAUCUUUAUCGCGAGCUCGAUAUACACCGUCUACGUCAUGGUGUACAAGUAUCCCAAGACUAUCACGAAUCACGUGGACACUUUCCCCGUGAGAUACUUGAUUGGCGGUGCUGCGCUAGCGAGCUUGAUCUUUACGCACAAGUACACCCCGGGAGAGAUCAUUUGGAGUUUCAGUUUGUGGCUUGAGGCCGUGGCCAUCUUGCCGCAGAUGUUCAUCUUGCAACGCACGGGCGAAGCUGAAAACAUCACCACCCACUAUAUUUUCGCGUUGGGGUUAUAUCGUGCGUUGUACAUCCCCAAUUGGAUCUAUAGGUAUUUUGCCGAGAACCAUUUCGACUAUGUCUCGGUGUUGAGUGGAUUGUUGCAAACGGCCAUUUAUUCUGAUUUCUUUUACAUCUACUAUACUAAGGUUAUGAAGGGCAAGAAGUUUGAAUUGCCAGUAUAA
Lodderomyces beijingensis is the source of this 639-nucleotide messenger RNA. NCBI's taxonomy places the organism in Eukaryota, Fungi, Ascomycota, Pichiomycetes, Serinales, Debaryomycetaceae. The record is from the annotation of a GenBank genome assembly.